This is a messenger RNA of Trichophyton benhamiae CBS 112371, 2064 nucleotides long. RefSeq names its product ABC multidrug transporter, putative. The coding region runs from base 1 to 2064 and encodes 687 amino acids. NCBI's taxonomy places the organism in Eukaryota, Fungi, Ascomycota, Eurotiomycetes, Onygenales, Arthrodermataceae. The record is from RefSeq and is a predicted model, not a curated record. Gene Ontology annotation, cellular component: membrane. Gene Ontology annotation, biological process: transmembrane transport. Gene Ontology annotation, molecular function: ATP binding; ABC-type transporter activity; ATP hydrolysis activity. The transcript is spliced from 5 exons.
AUGUUCCUUGUUGCUGGGCUACUACCAGACCCCGAUGAGCCGUUCUCUCCGUCCCUAUCUCACGCCCAUGCAUGGAUACUUGCCGCAGUCACGGAGGCACUUCAAAUUGCCAUGUUCUGCUUCCAAUUUGGAAAAGAUCCUGUUAACUCCGGGAUGGAAAGUGUUCAACUAGGUCUUCUCAUGCUUAGAAUGGGAUUCUUUGUCGCCAUGGCUGCUAUCUAUCUCCAACCUAUGUAUGCGUGGUCCCAUAUCAAACUUGGUGAGACCGACCCUCUGCUAGGCGAAAUUGCUGCGAAGCCAGUACGUGAUGCGCAGCAUGGAGGAUGGCUGGACUACGUUGUCGGCUUUAGCACCCUCUUUCCAUACCUCUGGCCAUCAGACUCACGGAGAUUGCAGCUUCGCGCAGUAUUUUGCUUUUUCCUUUUGAUUCUUCAACGCAUAGUCAAUAUCUUGGUGCCACGCCAGUUAGGUUUCGUCGUUGCCUCCCUUGGGUCUGGUACAAUUCCUUACAAGCAGCUUGCAAUCUAUCUCAUCUUGAGGGGACUACAGGGUCAGCAAGGUGUUAUUGGAUCCAUUAGAGCCCUUCUGUGGAUCAGUGUCAGCCAGUCAACAUACAGGAGACUCACAUCUUCAGCAUUCGAACAUGUCCUCUCCCUCUCCCUUGAAUUCCAUCUUGGCAAGCGGAUCGGCGAGGUCAUGAGUGCACUAAGCAAAGGGAGUGCCUUGAAUACAUUUUUGGACGGCCUGAUAUUCCAGCUGUUCCCCAUGGUGGCUGACUUGUGGAUUGCUGCCUUGUACUUCUUGAUUGAAUUCGGGGCCUUUUAUGCUUUGAUUGUCAUCUCCGUUACCUGGUUAUAUCUAUUCGUCACUAUCUACAUGGCAAAAUACCGUGGCCGAGCAAGACGUGAGAUGGUAAACCGUGAACGUGAAAUGGAAGCUGCAAAGACGGAUGCUCUAAUGUCUUACGAAACGGUUCACCACAAUUCAGCAGUUCCCAAUGAGCUCAGCCGAUUCAAUGGACUGAUCAAAUCCUUCCAGGGCGCUGAGUACUUUGUAUUCUUCUCCCUAAACAUGCUGAAUGCUACCCAGAACCUGCUAUUUACAGCAGGGGUUGCCAUCGUCUGUCUACUAUGUGCUUAUCAGAUAUCCGCUGAUAUGCAGAAAGUUUCUAUGUUUGUUACUUUGAUCACAUAUCUGGCUCAGUUGCAAGCUCCUCUAAACUUCUUUGGAAGCUUUUACACGCAAGUUCAGAACAAUCUGAUUGAUGCAGAACGAAUGUUGGCUCUAUUCAAGGAGAAGCCCCUGAUUCAGGACGGGAACAAUGCUAUGCCGCUAAACUACUGCAAAGGUAAAGUAGAAUUCAAGAAUAUCAAUUUUGCCUAUGAUGAACGCCGCCCGGCGCUUCGAGAUGUUAGCUUUGUUGUGGAGCCUGGCACUUCAACCGCAAUAGUUGGAGAAAGUGGUAGCGGGAAAUCCACUAUCUUAAAGCUGCUGUUCCGAUUUUACGACGUUGCAGGGGGGUCUGUCCAAGUGGACGGCAUGGACGUUCGUGAUAUGACCAUUGCAAGUCUACGCAGCCAUUUGGGUGUUGUACCACAAGAUGCAAUCCUCUUCAACGACACUGUGCUCUAUAACCUGUUAUACGCACGACCAGAAGCUACUAUGGAACAGGUAUACGAAGCCUGCAGGGCUGCUAGUAUCCAUGAUCGGAUAAUGAGCUUCCCAGAUGGCUAUGAGACAAAAGUUGGUGAACGAGGGCUGCGGCUUUCCGGUGGGGAGAAGCAGAGACCAAAGGCCGAACAAGCAUCACCAUUGCGUAAGUCACUGCAACUUUUUACUCGAGAUACGGAGUCUAAUCUUUUCUACCCCAGUCACCGACUGUCUACGAUCACCAAAGCAGAUCAGAUCAUCGUUCUACACCAAGGACGUGUUGUUGAGAAAGGUACCCAUACCGAACUGCUGUCUGCAAAUGGGAUGUAUAGCCAAAUGUGGGAGAAGCAGACGAAGGCAAAGGUCAAGGCCGACAGUGAGAAUGAUGGAAAUUUGCUGAUAUCCCCUGAAUAA